AUGCGUCUGAUCACAAUCUCUGUCCUGAGCUCUAUACUUGGGACCCAAGUUGUUUCCGGCUCCCCUGAUCUUCCCAUCGUCGAUCUUGGAUACCAGCUUCACCAAGCGUCCUUCGACAACAAGAACGUCGCCGGCCAACAGCAAACUGGAGGCUUCUACAGCUUUUCAAACAUCCGGUACGCCGCACCACCAGUCGACAACCUCCACUUCCGCGCGCCGGAACCACCGGCCACGAAUCCCAUCGCCUUCGUGACAAACGUCACCCAAUGGCUCGCGUUCAACUCGUCUGCUUUCAGAGAACAGCAGUCUGCGAACGCCUCGACGACGCCCGUCCGUCAGCCAGGCCCGAGAACAAACGAGGACUGCCUUGUUCUUGAUGUCGUGGUCCCAAAGUCUGCCUUUGAACAACAUCGAUCCACGAACAUCUCGGGCUCGGGAGUACCGGUACUCGUCUGGGUCCAUGGUGGCGGAUACACGACUGGUAGUAAAGACCAGUUCGGAGGUCCUGCUGGUCUCCUGGCACAGGCGACAGCCUUUGAACCCGAUGGUCUGGUCUUCGUUGCGAUAAACUACCGCCUGGGAGCCUUUGGCUGGUCAGCCGGGCCCACGAUACAAUCAGACGGCGCUGCUAAUGUCGGGCUGCUGGAUCAAAGGCUUGCUUUGGACUGGGUACAGAAACACAUUGCCAAGUUUGGAGGCGAUCCAAAGAAGGUUACCGUCAUGGGCGAGUCCACAGGCGGCGGCUCUCUGAUGCAUCACAUCACGGCGUACGGGGGCAGCAAAGGGACAUCCCCCCCAUUUCGCAGGGCCGUCAUACAAUCGCCCGCUUUCUUCCCCCACGUGGAUGCGAGUCAACAAGAGGAGAAUCUCCAGACGUUUCUCGCGUUGCUGAACGUCUCAACGCUUGCCGAAGCCCGGAAGCUGCCAUCGUCAGCACUCAUAACUGCCAACAGUCAACAAGUGGCGCAAUUGCCGUAUGGCCAGUUCACUUACAACCCCGUCAUCGACCAUGGCUACGUGCCUUCUCAUCAGGCAACUCUCUUCGCCCGUGGUCAACUCGAUCGAGAUGUUGAUGUGAUGUUCAGCCACAACGCCAACGAAGGAUUAAUCUUCACUGAUCCGAGUGUCACCGACGGCUUCGCUUUUCGAAGACUCAUCAGUAAGCUCUUCCCAAGCUUCAAUGUGUCGUUGGUCGAGCACAUUGCCGAGGUUCUCUAUCCUCCUGUAUUUGAUGGCACCCAACCGUACAUCGACGAUUUGGGUCGCGGUACUCUCUUGAUGGCCGAGACCCGUAUCGUUUGCAACACACUUUUCCUACGCCGAGCCUUUGGGAAUGAAAGCUUGGCUUACAUCUUUGGUGUCCCGCCAUCCUUGCAUGGAGACGACCUCAAGUACACCUUCUACAAUGGUGCUUAUGGAGCACAGAUGGACAGCCGUUCUCUCAACGUGACGAUUGCAGAGGUCUUGCAGGACUAUAUAGCGUCAUAUGCCAUAAGCGGGAAGCCGGCAACAGACGUCUCGGGAGUUGGCGUCUUUGCAAAAGUAGGAAGCAAGUCCACGGCAUGGACUCUGGACGUGGCUGGUGUGCAAAGUGCCGUCGGCGGUGCUGUUAACGAUAGAUGCUCAUGGUGGCAGGCCAAUUGGGCGGCCUUUCCCGACACUGCCUAG
Molecule: messenger RNA, 1668 nt
Organism: Colletotrichum siamense
Lineage: Eukaryota; Fungi; Ascomycota; Sordariomycetes; Glomerellales; Glomerellaceae
Gene: patB-2
Product: Carboxylesterase patB
Exons: 4
Coding region: 1-1668 (555 amino acids)
Source: RefSeq, a predicted model, not a curated record